CCCCGCACCGCUCCCGCACCGCUCCCGCACCGCUCCCGCACCGCUCCCGCACCGCCGCCAUGAGCUGCCCCGUCACCUGCGCCGCCUGGGUGCGCUGCGGCGUUGCCAAGGAAACGCCGGACAAGGUGCAGCUCAGCCAGGAGGAGCUGAACCGCCUCAUCGGGGAGGCCCAGGACAGGCUGGGGGAUGACCCUGGUGGUAGCGAGGAGGGCCAGAUGGCACCUGGCACGAAUGUAGCCGUUCCUGACAGACCUGAAUCUUCUCAUAAAGAUGAAGACCGGUCUGAUGAUGAACUGGAAGAAUAUGAUUUGGAAAAUUAUGAUGAAGAGGAAUACACAGGUGAUUUAAAACUUGGAGACUCUUUGGCUGCUUUAACAGUAUAUGGGAGCAAUGAUCAUGAUCCUUACAUCACUCUCAAAAGCACUGAUCAGUAUGAACAGGAGGACUUUUUGAUUAAGCCCAGUGACAAUCUUGUCCUUUGUGGCAGAGUUGAUAAAGACUACUGUAGUUUGGAGGUUCAUGUUUAUAAUCACGAAGAGAACUCAUUUUAUGUACAUCAUGAUAUUCUCUUGCCUGCUUACCCUCUAAGUCUGGAAUGGUUGAAUUUUGAUCCUAGUCCUGAUGAAUCACUAGGAAAUUAUGUUGCAGUCGGUAACAUGACCCCAGUUAUUGACAUUUGGGACCUUGAUAUAGUAGAAUCCUUAGAACCAGUCUUUUCUCUUGGAAGCAAGAAAGAGAAAAAGAAGAAAAAGAAAGGAAAGAAAAGUUUAUCUUCAGAAGAGACAGUGAAAGGACAUACUGAUGCUGUGCUUGAUCUUUCAUGGAAUAAACAAAGCAGGAAUGUUUUAGCAAGUGCGUCUGCUGACAAUACUGUGAUUCUGUGGGAUAUGUCUGUGGGUAAUCCAGCAGCCAGCCUGAUGCUACACACAGACAAGGUCCAGACAGUGCAGUUUCAUCCAUUUGAAACUCAGACCCUUAUUUCUGGAUCUUACGAUAAAUCAGCUGUGCUGUAUGAUUGCAGAAACCCACAAGAUAACCAUCGAGUGUGGCGGUUUAGUGGUCAGGUUGAAAGAGUAACCUGGAAUCAUUUCUCCCCGUGUAAUUUCCUAGCAAGCACAGAGGAUGGCUUUGUGUACUGUCUGGAUGCUCGUGCUGAUAAGCCACUGUUUACUCUGAAGGCUCAUGAUGAAGAGGUGUCAGGGCUACAACUAAGCAGUCAGAUCAAAGGAUGCCUUGUGACAUCAUCUGCUGACAAAUUUGUGAAAAUUUGGGAUAUCCUGGGAGACAGACCAAGUUUAAUCCAUUCCAGAAAUAUGAAAAUGGGUGUUCUUUUCUGUGCAGCUUGCUGCCCUGACUUCCCGUUUGUAUUUGCCUUUGGAGGAGAGAAAGAAGGGCUACGUGUUUGGGAUAUAAGCAAGGUUUCUGCAGUGAAUGAAGUUUUUGGAAACAGAGAGAGACUUGUUUUGGCUAAUGCCAGCUCUGUGGCUCGCAGCUCAACGGCCAGCAGUAGCAGCAACUAUUCAGAGACACCAAUGGAAUCAUGAUGGACCAAACAUCACAUAAUCAAAGUAAUUAAUGGGACUACGACUAAUGUGCAUUCUACAAAUCUCCCUCUUUGGUGACAGUUCAUAGAAAUCGCCCAAGUGUCUUUCAAUCUGUAGGCUGCUUCAUCUCAGAGAAAGAAACAUGGUGGUGUGGUUAAGCUCUGACUCAGCAGUUCUAAGUUCCUGCUUCUAUUAUCAGCUUUGAAAGAUUAAAUCACCUGAUUUUGCCUGAGAUGAUCCCUGAAACAGGAGUUAGUUACUAUGUUUAAAGUUGAUAUAUAAAAUGGUCACUAGAAAAGCAUCCUACUGCUACGUGAAAUUUGUUGAAUACUGCAAAGAAGGUAAGGGCAUCAAGAAGAAUACUUCAGGCAGCAGUUGUGUAAAAAAAAAAUGAAAGUUGAAUGAAAUUACAAGUGUAAAUAGAUAAUUUAUCCUUAAUUUGAGACUCGAUUUACAGAUCUAUAAUACAGAUUUUAGAAGUGCUUCUAUGUAACUUUUUUAAGCCUUAAGAAUAUUUCUUGGGCAGUAAGUCAGUCACAGAAUUAUAGAAUUGUUAGUUAGAAAAGGCCUCUUAAGAUCACUAAGUCCAAUUGUCAACCCAAAAAAACCCCACCAACAAAACACCAUGCCUUGAAAUAUUGAAAUGGGUCAAUAUCAAACCAGAAAUAUCCCAGCUCUAUCCCAUCAAGAUGAAGCGUUUCCAUAGGACUUGAAGCUUACUGAUGUGGCAUGUAUAUUAGGUUUCUCUUCCAGCUCCAAAUGUAAUAUGUAUAGAAUGUGAACUGCAAUAAGCAGGGUGAGAGGCCGUCAGGACACAAAGCGAGGGUAGGGAUCUCAGCUGGUCACUGGUGAAAGCUGUCCAUGUUAUGUGCUCCUGUUCUUAACUUCUCCCAGACACUUUUGCCUCGUACCUGAAGGCACAGAGGAACAUUUUGACUAUCAGCCUAACCACUGACUUAAACGCUUCAUUUCUAGCAUCAGGAAGCUAGUUAAGGCAUGUGACUCAAACCAUUUCUUCACAUUUAAAGUGAACCCCCAAGUGCCUUACCCCAGGCCAGAAGGUAAAUUAUUUUCUUACCCUCCUGUGAAGUGCUUCCCUUGCCACAUACUGGAAGGUGUCUAUUAAAACUGCUGCUGCUGCAAAAAAUGCCCUGGGUAUUAAAGCAUCUGGUACCAGAGCAGCCCUAGUGUCAGGAAACACAGCUGACAAGAUGUUACCACUGCUUCCCCCCCUAGCUCCUUGUAACUUAUCCUUGUGAGGUAAAGCAGGUAACUGUAGCAGUACAAACUGCAGCGGGAGGAAAGGCAGGGCUGCAGAUUUCCUUCCCAUCCCUUGGAGUUAAAUGGCUGUUUCUAAAUCCAACAUAGUUGUUUCUAGUCUGGUGACAGGUGUUUAGCAUGGCUCUGCAGGAACCAAGGACAUUCUGGAUGUGCCUCAGUCCUUUCUCUACCAAGCAAUAGUGAACAAUGUGUAGACAACAAAGGAACAACUGCUUUAGUGAAGUUUAAGAAGGUGAAAGCAUCGGAACCACUUCUGUUCAAGUGCUCUCCCCUGAAAAGCUGCAAGUUCUUCAAAGCUUCCAUUUGAAAUUGAUGGUUCAUGUUAACAGAAGUGAUUACCCUUGAAGAGUUUUAUCUCCACCUCUGGUAUUAACUGGCAGUGUAGCUCUACCAGUUGCUUUUUUGCUUUAGGAAGCAAUUGUGUUACCUAAAUAAAAAUCCCUCAAACUA
Messenger RNA from Apus apus (common swift), 3275 nucleotides. RefSeq names its product PWP1 homolog, endonuclein (gene PWP1). Gene Ontology annotation, cellular component: nucleus. Bases 60 to 1544 code for a protein of 494 amino acids. The record is from RefSeq and is a predicted model, not a curated record. The transcript has 15 exons. Gene Ontology annotation, molecular function: protein binding. NCBI's taxonomy places the organism in Eukaryota, Metazoa, Chordata, Aves, Apodiformes, Apodidae. Gene Ontology annotation, biological process: rRNA processing.